GUUCUGUUCAGACCGCCUGCUAGAGGUUCCAGGGAAUUCGAAUAGAAUCUUCAGAACUAGUGUGACCAGCCGCCUGAUACUACCGUUGCUUUUAUCGACAAUCACCAACUUUUUGAAUCUAUAAUUAACUCUUUAUUUUUACGCCCCAUUUUUUUCAUUCCAGAUCCUCCCAGAAAAUGGCGAUGAUAUUUCUUCUUGUUGCACUUCAAAUCUCUGGAGUUUUCAGCAAGAGCCUGCAAAUACCAGAGAAUUACAUGGCAUUACGAACUGUUGCUGGUCAUAUUAAUAAAUUCUCCAGUGAUUUUUAUGAUGCAGUAUCGAUAGGUGAGAGGGGAAAUUUGAUAGCCUCACCCAUCAGUGCAUCAAUGGCUCUGUCAAUGCUGACUUACGGAGCACGUGGAAAUACUGAAAAACAACUAAAAUCUGUUUUGCAUUUGAAUGGCGACGUAAAUGUCCAGAAGAGGGGCGUCAAGACACUCAUAGAGACUUUGAACGAAUUCUCCAGAGUCGAGCUGAAAUUGGCAUCCAAGAUUUUUAUCUCUCAAAAUGUCACUGUUCGCCCGGAGUUCCAGGAAAUCGCUAAAUCUGUAUUCAAAUCUGCAUCUCAAAAAGUUGAUUAUGCAAAACCUGAGGAGGCGUGUAAAAUCAUUAAUGACUGGUGCGAACAGCAGACUAAUUCCAAGAUCAAAGAUCUCUUCUCCCCAGAUGACCUUGACAGUGACACUGCACUCGUGCUCGCCAAUGCAGUUUAUUUCAAGGGAAAUUGGAUGCACAAAUUCAACAAAAGCCUGACAAUUCUUAAGAAUUUUACUCUAGAGGAUGGAACUGUCAGGGAAGUUCCCACUAUGCAUGCGUAUAGAGAUUACCGUUUUGGAAUUCUUGAAGAUCUUGGAGCGAGUUUUGUCGAAUUACCUUACGAGAGCAACGACAUCAGUGACGACAUCAGUAUGUUCAUAAUUCUUCCAAAUGAUCGAUCAGGCUUGAAAGACCUGGAGAAAAACCUGACAAAACUCGACCUGAAUCUUCUGCUGGCUGGUUCGAUGUCGGAGGUGAGCUUGACUCUCCCGAAAUUCAAAGUAGCAUCAAAACUGGACCUCAAAGCUCCCCUUCUCGAUCUGGGCCUCAAAGACAUCUUCGAGGAGUCAGCUGAUCUCAGUGGCAUCACCAGUGGAGACUCAACAUCCCUGAAAGUCAGCAAAAUCGUCCAGAAGGCAUUCAUCGAAGUGAAUGAAGAUGGCAGUGAGGCAGCAGCAGCAACUGGACUGGAACUAGAGAACAGAUAUGGCUGGACGGAUGAAAUAAAAAAAGUCAAAUUCAGCGUUGAUCAUCCAUUUGUAUUCCUCAUUACUACACAGGAUGCAAUUAUUUUCAUGGCACACAUUGUUGAGCCGAACUAUUAAAUUCUAAGAUGAUGAGUUGAUUGAAGAUAACAUUUUACGAAAGUCUUCACUCCUUUCAACCACUACUCAACUCGUUUUAUUUUUUUAUCUCUCCAUUGCAUUUAUAAAUCAAUUUAUAAACGUAACAAUGAAAUUAGCAUAUUCAUUUUCGUAUGCAAAAUCAAAUUAUAAUGAAAAAGUAAAAAUAAAAAUACUAUCUUUUCUCAAUA
Messenger RNA from Fopius arisanus, 1609 nucleotides. Its product is annotated as serpin B3. NCBI's taxonomy places the organism in Eukaryota, Metazoa, Arthropoda, Insecta, Hymenoptera, Braconidae. The record is from RefSeq and is a predicted model, not a curated record. Gene Ontology annotation, molecular function: serine-type endopeptidase inhibitor activity. The coding region runs from base 177 to 1400 and encodes 407 amino acids. The transcript is spliced from 7 exons.